This is a messenger RNA of Talpa occidentalis (Iberian mole), 2568 nucleotides long. RefSeq names its product collagen alpha-1(I) chain-like. The transcript has 3 exons. Lineage: Eukaryota; Metazoa; Chordata; Mammalia; Eulipotyphla; Talpidae. The coding region runs from base 1 to 2568 and encodes 855 amino acids. The record is from RefSeq and is a predicted model, not a curated record.
AUGGACACAGUUCCCGCGCCCCCGGGACUCUCGGCAGCCGGCCUCCGGGCCGCGCCCACCACCCCGGCCCGAAGCCCCUACUCGUCUCGUCUGCGGCCGCGUCUUCUCUGCGGCCCCAGCUCGCCCGUCCCUGAGGAACAAGGUCUUUCCGCCCGGGCGCUCUGGGCGCGCCAGCCCCGCACAGGGUCGGGACAGGAGGGUGCGGGGGCGCAACAGCGGGGACCAGUCUCGUGGCGCGGGGGCUGCGGCCACAGACGGCCGAGGAGGAGGAGAUUCGUGCUGCGCCCUGGACGCGGGCCCCGCGCCAAGCGGGCGGCCGUCAGGAGGCCCGAGGCCCCGAAGGACGCGCGCCCGGACCUCGCGGGUGACAGUAACGGCCGCUGCUUUCCACUGAAACGCGCCGGGGCGGGGCCCGCGCCACUCGCCUCCUCUCUGGGCUGCGCGAUCGGCUCCCCCGCCGAGAGCCCCGCGCGACGCCUCAGGGGCCCUGGUGGAGCGGCGGCGCCCCUGCUCUUUGGGGGGUCUCCCUCCAAACGGGGCUCAGCGCCGCGCGGCUGGAGGCGGGGGCCGUGCCGUCUGCAGGGGCCUCUCCGGGACCCGACGGCGGGGCCCCUCGGGCCGGGGCGGCGCCCAGGGAGCUGUGCUCACCCGGUGGUGCAGGCAGCGCCCCGCGCCGUCGGAGCGCGCGAGGUCGCUGCUCCAGGCCCUGGCGCCUGCCGGCCCCUCCGCUCCUGCCUGCUCCUGCGCGUCCUGCGGGGACCUGGGGGUCGGCCGGACAGAAGGCCGAGGAAUGCUCGCCUGUGCCUGGAGGGCGAGGGCGGCGGCCGGGGUGCCGGCCACGCCAGAGGAGUGUUGGCAGGAAGGCCGCUUCCGCGCCGCCGUCGGGGCGCCGGGUCGGUGCCGCCCUGUGGCGGGGGGGGGGGGGGGGCCUCUUCUGGCCCCGGCCUCGACCUGGGCGAGGGGCUGGUGCCCGCGCGGCCGUUUCUGGGGCCCGCCGGAGUCCAAACAGCCGGACAAACGCCGGCCGCAAAAGGAACUCGGAAGGGCGGGAACGCGCCGAGACCUGCGGGCAGCGCGCGUCGGGCGCCGGCUGAGAGGCGCGUCCCCCCAGGCUCCGCCGAGCCGCGGGGCUGCGGGCGCGCAGCUCGGACCCGGGCUCCCAGCGCGCGACAGCCGCCACCCCGCGGGGCCGGGAGCCAGUGCCGCCGGCGCCCGGUCCGCUCAGCGACGCCCAGGUCGCCCGACGGGCUCCGCACCCGCCUGGAGGCCGCGCCGCCGAGGCCGCCCAGGGGCGCGCGAGGGCGGCUGAACGGCCCGGGUCUCCCCUGUCGCUCUUCCCUUUCGCUGCGGCCGCGCCCCACCUUCCGCGCCGCGGGCGCUCGGCUGCUGCGGCUCCGCGACCGCGAGAGACCGGGGCGGGGCGGGGACGGGCUGGGGUUCGGGGGUGUGGAGGGGCAAGAGCAAAGUCCAGGGGGGCAGGAAGCGGCGGCGUCUGCUCCAGGCCGGGAGCCCCGGAGGCCCGCGCAGAGGCUCCUGCCGCAGACGGCGCGCCCGGGCUGUCGCCACGCGGGGCUGGAGAGCCGCGGCCGUCCGACCACGGGAGGGCGAGGCCCCGGCCCGCGCCGGCCCAGCGGGCAGCCCGGGCGCCGGGCGCGGGCCAGGAGGCGCCGAGCGCGCGGGCUGCCGGCGCGGGCCGCGUGGCGCGCCGUGAUCGGAACUCCUUUUACCCCGAGCGCCCGCGGCCCCCGCGCCGCACUCCAGGCCGCAGAGGCGCCCCGGGGCCCAGCGGAGGCCGAGGCAUCCCGCCGGCGGCGGCGUCUGUGCCUCCCGCGAACUCGGGGCAGCUCCGGAGACGCCACGGGUUUUUUAAACCCUGGCCCGGCCCAAGGGGCUCCUCUGUUUCCUCGAGGCCGACCAGAGCCCCUGCCCUCCCCGAGCGCCGCCGUCCAAGUCCCGGCUCCUGCUGGCGGGGAAGGUUCAGAAACGAGGUGCUCUGGCGCACCCCGGGCCACAGGCACCCGGACUAACUCGCCGCCGCCGCCUGGUCUUCAGGACGCGGCGAGGAAGCGCGCGCAGCGGGUGAGCCGGUCUCCAGGCCCGCAGGGGACGCGGAGGCCCCCGCCGGGGCGCUGCUCCCUGAUGCGGGAGGACUGGCGCCCGCCCCUCGGGGACAGAGGCCGAAGGGAGCGCGGCCUUGGGGUCCGCCGCCCGCGCGAGGCAGCUCCGCGGGCCCCGGGCCUCGUCCCCAGCCAGCUGCUGCCCGCGCCGUCCAGCGGCCCGACGCGCCCACGCCACGGGCAAAAGCGGGGCGAGGCGCGAAGAGCCUGGCGGGAGCAAAAAGGGGCGCGCCCUGCAUUGGCCGGGAAUCGAACCCGGGUCUCCCGCGUGGGAGGCGAGAAUUCUGCCACUGAACCACCAAUGCCUGCCGACGGCGCUCUUGGGAGGGCGUUGGGAAGGAACCCCGGGUUGACGCCGCGGCGGGUCCAGGGCGUUCACCAGGGGGCUGCAGAGCUUUCCCCGGCUCUCCGCAGAGACCGCGGUGGAGACCUUUCCAGUCUUUGGCGUUGA